Micropterus dolomieu (smallmouth bass) is the source of this 12979-nucleotide messenger RNA. It is a transcript of the gene ankrd52a, whose product is annotated as ankyrin repeat domain 52a. Bases 234 to 3482 code for a protein of 1082 amino acids. The record is from RefSeq and is a predicted model, not a curated record. NCBI's taxonomy places the organism in Eukaryota, Metazoa, Chordata, Actinopteri, Centrarchiformes, Centrarchidae. Gene Ontology annotation, molecular function: protein binding. The transcript has 28 exons. Gene Ontology annotation, cellular component: cytoplasm.
AUUUCACCCAAGGAGGCGAAAACAGACCGCCACGCCUGUAGGCGGACCCGCACAGCCGUAGCAUGUAUCGUCAGACCAGACAUAGGAUAGACAACAACAGUGACAGAUCAAGACCGCAUUUCUGUUUGCAACCAGCUAUGGGUGUAGUCUGAAAAGUGGAUACAGUAGCGCACCGCAAUAUACCUCGAAGUUUUAUCCUCAUGAAGGAGCUCCGUCCUGGUUGAGUUUGGGAGAUGGGAGUACACAACAUUGCAGACCAGCCUCCUCUGGUCCAGGCCAUCUUCAAUCGUAAUGCUGAAGAAGUUCAACUAUUAUUGCACAAAAAGGAGGAUGUCAAUGCACUGAUCAUGUUUAUUCCACAGGACCAAGAGCGCCGUACGCCACUUCAUGCUGCUGCCUGUGUGGGUGACGUCCAUAUAAUGGACCUCCUCAUUGAAUCAGGUGCCACUGUAAACGCUAAAGACCAUGUAUGGUUGACCCCGUUGCACAGGGCAGCUGCUUCCAGGAAUGAAAGGGCAGUGGGUCUGCUGCUGAGGCGCGGAGCAGAGGCAAAUGCACGAGACAAGUUCUGGCAGACACCGCUGCAUGUGGCCGCUGCCAACCGUGCCACACGCUGCGCAGAGACCCUGCUGACCCAGCUGAGCAACCUAAACAUGGCCGAUCGCACCGGUAGAACUGCCCUGCACCAUGCAGCUCAGAGUGGGUUCCAGGAGAUGGUGAAGCUGCUGUUGAACAAAGGGGCCAACCUGAGUGCCAUCGAUAAGAAGGAGAGACAGCCUAUCCAUUGUGCUGCUUACUUGGGGCAUGCAGAGAUUGUGAAGUUGCUGGUGUCCCGCAGUGCAGACAAGGGCUGCAAGGAUAAGCAGGGCUACACACCUCUCCAUGCUGCUGCUGCAAGUGGUCACAUCGAAAUUGUAAAGUACCUACUGAGGAUGGGGGCAGAGAUUGAUGAGCCCAAUGGCUUUGGAAACACUCCACUUCAUGUGGCUUGCUACACGGGUCAGGAAGCUGUGGCUACCGAGCUGGUGAACCACGGAGCUAAUGUUAAUCAGCCCAACAAGUGCGGCUACACCCCUCUGCAUCUGGCUGCCGUCUCCACCAACGGUGCCCUCUGUCUGGAGUUGCUGGUCAACAAUGGGGCAGAUGUCAACCAGCAGAGCAAAGAAGGGAAGAGCCCCCUGCACAUGGCAGCCAUUCACGGACGCUUCACACGCUCUCAGAUCCUCAUCCAAAAUGGUGGGGAAAUUGACUGUGUGGAUAAGUAUGGCAAUACUCCUCUCCACGUUGCUGCUAAGUACGGCCAUGAACUGCUGAUCAGCACUCUGAUGACCAACGGAGCAGACACGGCCAGACGCGGGAUCCAUGGAAUGUUCCCCUUGCACUUAGCUGUGCUGUACGGGUUUUCAGACUGUUGUCGCAAGUUACUCUCCUCAGGUCAGCUUUAUAGUAUAGUUUCAUCUAUGAGUAAGGAGCACGUACUAUCAGCUGGGUUUGACAUAAACACCCCUGACAACUUUGGGAGGACCUGUCUACAUGCUGCUGCCUCUGGAGGAAAUGUUGAAUGUCUGAACUUGCUCUUAAGUAGCGGUACCGACUUGAAUAAGAGGGACAUAAUGGGAAGGACACCGUUGCACUAUGCGGCUGCUAAUGGGAGGUACCAGUGCACUGUGACCCUGGUGAGCGCUGGCGCUGAGGUCAACGAGCCUGACCAGACAGGCUGUACUCCUCUGCACUACUCUGCAGCCUCCCAAGCCUUCAGCAGAGUUGAUCGUCAUUUUUCUGGAAACCAUCAGAAUGAUGAGGAUGAGGCAAAGGAGUCAUACUUCUGCUUGGAGCAUCUUUUGGACAAUGGUGCUGAUCCAUCGAUGGUUAACUCAAAAGGUUACAGUGCUGUUCACUAUGCAGCUUACCAUGGCAACAAACAGAAUCUUGAGUUGCUCCUGGAAAUGUCCUUUAAUGCACUAGGAGACAUAGAGAGCAGUAUUCCAGUCAGUCCACUGCAUCUUGCUGCUGAUAAAGGUCACUGGCAGGCGCUGCGUGUGCUGACGGAGACUGCAGCCUAUGUGGAUAUGCAGGAUGCUGCGGGUCGUUCUGUGCUCUACUUGGCUGCCCAGAAAGGCUACGCCCGCUGUGUGGAGGUGCUGUUGGCUCAGGGGGCCUCCUGCCUCCUCAAUGAUAACCGCCUCAUGUGGACUCCAAUUCAUGUUGCAGCUGCCAAUGGUCACUCUGACUGCCUGCGCAUGAUGAUUGAUUACGGGGAAGAGGGGGAUCUCACCAACGUUGCAGACAAAUUUGGCCAGACCCCUCUGAUGCUAUCUGUUCUGGGAGGUCACACUGACUGUGUCCACUUCCUGUUGGAGAAGGGUGCCUUGCCAGAUGCCAAGGACAAAAGGAGCAGCACAGCUUUGCACAGAGGGGCGGUGUUGGGUCAUGACGACUCUGUGACUGCCCUGCUGGAGCACAAAGCUUCUCCAUUGUGUCGGGACGCCCAGGGUAGGACACCGCUGCACUACGCUGCAUCCAGAGGCCACACAGAGAUCCUGGCCAAUCUGGUGCAGGCCACCAUGGCAACAGACCCGCAAGAUAAACUGCUGGACAACAAACAAUACACCCCAUUACACUGGGCUGCUUACAAAGGGCAUGAAGACUGUUUGGAGGUUUUACUUGAAUUUAAAACAUUUAUUCAUGAAGAGGGAAACCCUUUCACCCCCCUGCACUGUGCUCUGAUGAAUGGCCACAGCGGUGCAGCAGAGAGGCUGCUGGAAUCUGGGGUCCACAUGAUUAACACCAGAGAUGCCAAAGGAAGGACCCCACUGCAUGCUGCUGCAUUCGCUGAGGAUGUUGCAGGACUUCAGCUGGUGCUUCGCCAUGGAGCAGAGAUCAAUACAGUGGACAAAAGUGGACGCUCUGCUCUGAUGGUAGCUGCUGACAAGGGACACAGUGGCACCGUGGCCAUCCUCCUUCACCGGGCUAAGGCUGACCUGACACUGCUGGAUGAGAACAGGAACACUGCCCUGCACCUGGCCUGCAGCAAGGCUCAUGAGAUGUGUGCCCUGCUGAUUCUGGGGGAGAUCCACAGCCCCACACUCAUUAAUGCCACCAACAGUGCUCUGCAAAUGCCCCUCCAUCUUGCAGCACGUAAUGGCCUGGCUACGGUGGUGCAGGCACUGCUGAGUAGAGGAGCCACUGUGCUGGCUGUGGAUGAGGAAGGACACACCCCAGCCCUUGCCUGUGCUCCUAAUAAGGACGUGGCUGACUGCCUGGCUCUGAUCCUCUCUACCAUGAAGCCUUUCCCCCAGCGGGACCCUUCCUCCUGCUCCUGCUCCUCUCCCACCGUCUCCCCGUCCCCGGGUCUCAACUUGCUGAAGCACUGCGGCAUCACCGCCGCCUGCACCCCGCUGCCCAGCAACGGCCUCCACAAUGGCUACGUCAAAGACCGUCACGGUGCACCGGUCGGCCUGGACGGGUGUCUGUCUGAGUGAGGUCACGUGCCCCCCUCAGUCAGCUGCUAUCACCAUCAUCACCACCGGGGGGGACUCCCUUUAACAUGGCCCAGAGGACCAGGAGAGCACCCACCCACAUGUCUGUUCUGUGUAUGUAUGUGUUUGUGUGUCUGUGUGUGCGUGAGUGUUUGGUCUUCUCUUGAGGUGCAGUCAAACCUAAUAUGCAAUUAGAUCCCAUUCCUCCAUCUCCUAGUAGUGCUUAAUAUGUAGAGGCAGAUUGCUCUACAAGGUCACUCGGAUGAAGUGUGGCAUCCAAAACAAACACUAGCAAUCUGGCCAUCUCUAAAUCAUUUAACCCUUUAAACCAUGUUGACAUAAUUAUAUAACCCACAUCUAAGAGCAUGGUAAUCUCUGUAUCCUCGGCUGUCUUUCUCUUUAUAUCAUUCAGCAUAAAAGUCAUAUCAUGUUUAAUAAGCUGUGGUGACCUUGUAGAGGAACAUACAGCCUUCCCAAAAGAGUGAUCAAAGAGUUUUUGUUUGUUUCUUAAUUAUUAUUUCUUUUUUUUGUUUUUAAUUGUCCGUUAGCCUAGAUUUUUAUGAAGGAACGACACAAGGGAAAAUCAAAAUUUAGCUUAAGAGUGCAAUGCUUGUGUACUACAGUACAAUCUGAAAUUAGGAAAAGGGUCACAAAGAUGUUAAUUCCAUAGUGUACUUUAAAUGUACGGCCUAGAAUUGUUUGGCAUUUUAAGAUAAUUUGGUAAUGCUGCUGAAUACAUUAGCAUUUCUCCUUCCAAAGGAGAGCCAUGUUCGGGUCAGCAUUGUAACAUCGAUUUGUCGUUAAUGCUGACUUCAUGUUUUAAAGAUGCUAAAUAAGUGUUUGUUAAGCUAGAAUGUUUCUAAGCAUAUAACUUAUGACCAAAGUUGAUCAACACUAUUAUGGCUAUAAAUUAUUUAUUUGAGAUGAACUGUACUGUAUAGAGAAAGACAAUAGAUCUCGAUAUACCUCGUCAACUCGUUUAGCAGCUGCUUCAUCUUCACCCAGGGUCCGUAGGCCUAAUGUUCUCUUUUUGUAGGACUAGAGAACUACUGUAGGAUAGUGACUGACUGAGGCCUUGUUUAUUUCUAGAUGAAGGCUUUACUAGUAAUAUCUGCCAACAACACCUCAUCAAAGCAUCAUAUAUCUGAGCACAUAAAUGAACAAGCCAUUUCAAUUUAUUUCCCAUCUCUUUAACAGUGUUUUUUGGAAAAGAUUUCAGAAUUUGAAUGGCCUAAUUUUUGAAAGAGAGCAAUUAGUUUUGGUUUUUAGGCACUCGUGACAUGUCUUUUUUUUUUUUUUUUGUUUCUUUGUUUUUUCUUGUUUCUGAAGUUGAACCUGCCAUCUGCAUUGUGGCUUUAACAAGCUCUCUCUAAAGGAGUAUUUUUUUUGGCGCUGAUGAACUAGUCUUAAACAUCUAAUAGCUCAUAUUUCAACUUCUCGUGGUCAACACUGAUCAAUUUGAACGGAUAAAGAGCAUUUGUCUUCUAUUUUUUAUUGGGCAGUUUUCGAGCAAUAUUUUCUUUUGGCCUUUUUGUUUAACAUUAUUGAAUAGACAAUCACUGUCACAAGGGCUUUUGUUUCCCUGGAAUGUGUUUGAAUUUUUAUUUUUUAUUUUUUUAUUUUCGUUUUUAUUAUUUCAUGAAAAAUAACCUAAAGACUAAACGAAUGGCUCUGUGUGUGCCGGGCAUUUUACUGUCAGUGUCAACACAAAUGCACUGGAUUGCCUUUAUGGCAUCUCAUGAAAUGCCUUUUGACCCAUGCCUUCCGUAACACAUCAUUUCAGUUGGAUUGCGUAAUGGCAGAGUAUGAUGAGCCCUGAGACUGGUUACUACUUUCCACCUAUUUAAUAGCAACAGAAUUGAACCACAGUUGCAAAAAAAUCUAGUGGAAAACAAAUUGCCCGGCAUAUCUUUAUAUGACCCGGCAUUAUCAAUGACCAGGGAGUUGACAUCCCUUGUAGAAGCAAAUAGGGCUAAGAGGAAAAGGAGAGGGAUCUUUGCUUAGGCCAAUACCUGUUUAGAUUUCAGGAAUAGCAGAAAUCCAAAUAUGUGCUUUUUUGGUGUUUAUUUUGUUGUCUCAUCCCAUUUCUGGUACUAACCAUACUAAAGAUGAUUGUAUCGGACCACUAGAGCUGUUUGUGACUUUAAGAUGUUAUAUCUAUGCUAUUUUAUCUUUAUUUUUAUUUUUUUUUUGACCAUCUGCUGGUGGUUAAAUUACACUGAGUCAGAUUGUUUUCAUUGGUGUGAUAAUUUCAUAUCCACUGGUAAUGAAGUGGCACAAUUGCACACAUUAGUCGACUGGAUGAGAGAUGAGGACCUAGACUAGGCUAUGUUGUUUAAAUACCCCUGCAAAACUUUAGUGUAUUUAACUUGAUUUACUAAAACUGACAAAGUCUAUUUCAGAGCGGUGAUUUCUCAGUAAGUGUUAUAGAUUGGUAUUUAGCAUUUCAACUGAAAUGGAACUAACUAACCCCCAGCUUUUGUUCUCUUGAUCAAAUUUAUAAGGAGAAGUUUUAUUAUUAUUAUUGUUGUUGUUGUUAUUAUUAGAGAUAGGUACAUCAUUUUUGUUGUAAUCUCAGGAUCUGUGCCGAAACCGCAGGCAGAAUUUAUUAAUCCAAUCAGAUCUCAGCAGGAUGAGUAUGUCUACUUUUUAUUUUAUUUUUUAUUUUUUUUUGGAUGGGAUGUUCCAUAAAUUAAUAACCUAAUCCCACAGCACUUAAUUAGAUAGUCAAAGCACGCACUUUAGUACAUUCAGGUUCUAAGUGUGCAAAAUAGAGCAGAUGUAAUGUAUGUACUUAUGUUUACAUGCAUGUGUGUUGCUGCUGAAUACAGAAAGGUAGGGUUACAAAAGACAAACAAAGGCUGCAACAAAUUUGUACUCUAAUAAUGCAUUAUUUAAAAAAAAAAAACAAACAGCAUCUCUACUUCGGGACAGUGUCCACUGCCCACUGACUUUUUUUGUGUUAUCUAUAUAUGGGCAGCUGGCCCAAAAGAGUGACAUUGUUACAUUACCCAGCCUACUGUUAAUAAUGCAGACUUUGGCCUCAGUCACUUAAAGUCAGUCCAGUGAUUCAACAGACACCUCAGGCAGGCUCCUCAAAAUACUCGACAUAGACUCAUCUGUAGGUGCUGUCUGUUUGGGCAGGGAUUUUCUUUUCUUGUGAUGUCCUUAUCUGACCAGUAAAUGGAGCCAUUGCCCCUGCAACCAUACAAUUUGCAACUGAAUCCUUUUGUUGUAUCACAGUAUUCUUAUACAUGCUUUUUUUUUUAUUUGUGUGUACUAGUGAUAACUGAGUGAUUGUGCAUGGAGCUAGGUCACAAUUUUGAUAUAGUAACGGUUGAACAAGUGGAGCAUAUACAAUAUAUCUGUUGUCAGAAAGCAUUGAAAGGUCCAAUUGUAGCAAUAGAGUGUAUGUAAUAGUGUGCAGCACAAACAUUGCACUGCCAUCCAUUUAGGCCAAUUCAGUAAAUCAUGGCAUUAAUGCCAAUGGAAGAUAUAAAUGCGGGUUAGAUGUUAUAAUCUUUGGUCACAAAUAAGGCCGGUUUGCCAAAAUGUCUCGAGAGGGGAAAACCCUCUUAGUAAAGCAGCAAUGGAUUUAUGCAUAUGUUCAGUUUACAGUCUGACCAUCAAAUCUGAGCCAUGAAUUUUCUGACUGAAAUGAAUGUAGGGUCAGUUUAGAGCAGGACAAUUUGCUUUCUCCCGACUUUAAACUGUUGCUCUCCAUUUGUCUUGCGUAGAUAUGAUUAUACAGGUAGCAUGUAAUAACCUAAUUCUCUACAUAUUAUACAGUAUGUGUAGUAGUCUUCCUGCAUUAAGGGUCUGGAUAUGAUUUUUGGCAUUAUUUUUGGAGUAUAGGCCUGCUGUUGUGUAACAUCACCCUUCUUUCUCUAUACAUAUAUAUUUGUGUGGAGUGUAGCCUAUAAGGUAAACAGAGGACAAGAGUUAAGAUGAAUUUAACAUUCACGUCCAUCCAUUCCAUUGAGAUUGCCUUACAGUACAGUAAAACAAGAGGGACAAAAAGGUCUACAGUAGAUAUGAUCACACAUACUCGUAAAAAGCCUAUAUUUGACAGAAAUGCACCUAAGCUUAUACCCAUUUAGUGCCAUAGAAACCUUUAUUUGCCUUUAGACAUAAAUCAUACUUACUUGGUCAGUAACGUAUUCAGAAGUAGGCAGGAUUAUUACAGUUUUGUGUUUGGCGCUGCAUGUCUUUUCACCAAUUAAAUUAGUCAAAGAAAAACUAUAUAAAUAUUUGCAUGGAUAUUAGUACUUAAAUGCAAGUAUUCUGUAAAAAUUGGUGGUGGUAGAAGUCUAUUGUAUAAUUGGACAUUUUUUAAGAAUAUAGUUAGUCCCUUUGGUAUUGGCAAAGCAAUCCCUAGGUUGUGUGUUUGUUUAACAAGAUGGUUUAUAGUGAGCGCGUGUGUGUGUGUGUGUGUGUGUGUGUGUGUGUGUGUGUGUGUGUGUGUGUGUUACCAGGAAAAAUACAUUUUGAUGUCCAAAAAAAAAAAAAGCAUGGUGUAUACGGUAUAGAAUUGAUUUGCCUCAAUGGAUGUCUCGGUUCUUACUUGAAGUAAAUGGCAAAUUUCAAUUCAACUCUCUGAUCCACUGUUGAGCCUUUUGCCUUAAAAGCUGAAAAAGGAAAUGAUACCUGGUGGUACCUGAUAAGUGUCAUCUCAUGUAGAGUUAUGCUGCUUGGUUAGAUUGCUAAAAAGAAUUUGGUCUUGCAGACAUCUUUGGGUGUCGAGAAGCACACAAAUCGAUUUGAGGUAGCACAUAGCUCAAGGUUGCCAUGGUGCAGAGAUUGUUCUGAGAGGUUAGGAUAUCGCCAUAUUUGCCACUGUGAAUGAAUGAAUUCAGAAUUCACUCGUAAACAAUCAACUUUGGCUUCUCUGUCAUCCAGAGCCAAAUGACACUGGGGAUAAAAGUGGUGUACCUCAAAAAAAAUGUGGAUGGAAAGGAAAUUCUUAAGAAAAAUGCUUGUACAGCUAUGCUAACAAAGAGUUAAAAUCUUGUGAUCCAUCUUGUUGUGGAUAGUGUAAUUCUGCUUAAACCAGCCUAAAUCAGAGAUGUAUCUAUGCGGAAGUGUUAGAUUAGUGUCGGCAGAUGUCUCAUGUUUCCUACCUUACAAAGAGGCAGCCAACUGCACUUUGUACUUUUUAUUGGACCUGCAGUUUUACCUCAUCAGUGACAUUUUGUGUGACAACGCUGACAUUUAUCCUCUGUGAUUUUUUUUUUUUUUUUUUUUUUUUUUUCGCGUUUUUCCUGAUGCCAGUUGUGUAGAUUUCUCUUAUAGUGUGUGUGCGGCUCUUCAAUAUAUGCAUGUCAAACCUAAACAUGCACAAGUCCCUUUUUUUUUUUUUAGAACUGAAAAGCAUAGUCAACAUGUUUCUCUUCAUUACAACCAACAGAUGAGUCUGUUAUUUGGUGCAGGUCAUAUGGGGUGAUGGGUACAGUCUGAUUUUAAGGUGGGAAAUGAAGGUAGCUAUAAAACAUUACCUCUAAGUCAAAACAAUAAAAAUUUUACUGUACGACCGCCUUCCCUGCAUGAACACUUGUUAUUAAUUUCCCCCCACCAACAAGACCUGUGUAAUAUUGAGCACAGUGGUGGCAUGGUGCCUUUUAUUUGUUACUACCGAAAGGUACGGUCUUCCAUUUGUAUUUCCCAGAAGCCUUAUAAUGGGAAAAUGAAAUUACACUGAACGUACACUACUAAAGUAGAUGGACUCAUAUUCCCUCUGGCUAUGAUUAUUUCAACCCUAUUUGAUCUGAAUUAUAAGGAACAAAAGCCUAAAUAACUCCUUCUGUAUUAGUCUGGAUUUCAUGAUGCAUUUCCAGUGACUGAGUGCUCCCUUAGGGUGGCAGAAUAAAAUGCACAUUAACUGAUGCGAUUUACGGCAUAUCAACAUUGAAUGGAUGGGGAUCAAAAGUACGAAAGCACAAAUCCAAAGAAGGCACCUUGGGGCUCAGUUGGCUCUCCCAACACCAAGGACUGAAGGAGCCUGUAGACCAAAUGUAGGCAAAGAUGAGAGGAAAAACACCUGACUCCUCUGAGUGCAGAAUACAUGAGGUUCAAUUGUCAGUAACACAUUUAACUGUAGAAAGACCAUUGUCUGGAAAUUCAGAGCUUCUUCUGAUUGUUCUAAACUCGUUGGUAUUCAUCGACAAUUACUAACUUUACAAUACAAACCAAGUUGUGAACUGAUGUGGUACCUACCUGCAUUCAACAUCCAAGUUUAGGCAAACUGUUGUGACUGUGUUGCAAAUUGAUUGUAGAGAUUGUUUUGUGUUGUUUAGGGUAGAGUGACUACAAGUAGGGUUGCAGUAGUAGCUGUGUGCAGUGUUAAUAAUAGUGUGAUCAUACUAUAGACGUGACGUAAUAUUUGUUGUCUUACCACGACAUUAAGGCAUGUAUCAUCCUCUCAAGCUGACCUCGUUUGAAAUAGACAAAAGAUAAAAGUGCAAUAACCUUUUGUUUAUCAUUGCUUCCUCAGUUAAAAAAAAAACAAAUUUAAUAAACCCUUUUUGUUAACACCAAAAGUCACUCAUCUGUAGCAAAUGAAGGAUUUGAAGUGGUCCUCUUGUUUGUGUUCAGAGAGGUGGCAUUUGAAAGUGGAGUGUUUGAUAUUACAUUCUUAAAACUGUGAUCAAUGUCCAACUUUAAAAGCUGCCUGCUGAGAGAAAGGACUGUGUACAAGUUGACUGAUAGAUUUGAAUAGGUGCAUUUUUAUUUUUUAUUUUUGUUUACUUCUUAUGGAUGGACUUUGAUGAUAUUGUAGUUUGGACUUCUGGUUUAAUAGCCAGUAGUCAUGUUCAUUUGCAUGUGUAGAUGUGUAUAUGCAUCCUCUUCCUCCUUGAAUGAAAUGUUUUCUCAAAAAUAUUUAGACCUGCUGUCAGUGGUGUUUGCGGAUAAAAGGAAAUAUGAAAUGCCUUAUAUUUGUUUUCAAUGUUAAGCAUUAAGGGUUCUUACGUGUCCUUCCCUUUUCAGCGUGUAGCCUAAAGCUUGUACAGUUAAGAAACUCAUGAGAUUUAUAUCUACUGUAUAGCCUAUGUGUUUUCAGAAUUUGUUACUUGGAGGUCCUGUGAUUGUGGUUUUAGAGAAACAUUUCCCUUGAAAGUGCCGUUUGUUUUCACCAGCAGAAGAUGUGUCUGGGGGGGGGGGUGUUUAUUUACACAAAAGAAAAAUGUUCGAUACACUUUCCAGUGUUUACUGUUGAACAGAAUGACACAAAGUAUUUGUGCAGGUGAAAUAAGGCAACAAUCUUCUGAUGGAGCACCUUAUUGACUUGCUCCUUCUGUGAGCCCACAGUGGAAGUAGUCUAACACAAAGCUUGAUUACUUUAAAGCAGAGCCAUAUCAGAGAAUUUGCCCGUUAGGAGCCCCCUUGAAUGUGCUAUUAGAGAUAGCCUACUGUAGGAAAGGAUGUAUACUGCAUGUUCUGUGACAUUUUAGUUGUGGUUGUCCCAUUAAUGUUUUUUAUUUUUAGUCUGUUUCACUGUAGAUGUUGCCACCUCAUUGCAACCUCACAAGCUAUUAACAAUCUUCUCACAACUGGAUUUAAAGCAGGCAUUGAUCUGCUGCUGAGGCAGCCUUAAUUCAUUCCAAAUUUAAAAAGGAGAAAAAUGAUGGGUUGCCUGUUUUACUUUGAGUGGCUUAUCUGGGGAAAGACAAAGGAGCCCUUGUCAUGAGGGGAAGGACUCUGAAUCAGGGCAUGUGAUGAGUUACAAUCAAAUACUUUCAUAGUGCACCUUCACGAAAAUUUUUAAAAGUUGGCUUGUCCGCCCAACAUUCCAAAGUUGAUUUCCCACAUCCCUGUCCCGCUGAUUGAUGAAAUUUUGCUUUGCUGGUGAAUGAAGUGGGCAUGUGUGUCAAUGACAGGGUUCCCUAUUUAGCCUAACGCUGAUUACCUCAUUUACAAAUCUGCAAAUAUACUAUUCUACUGUGUGUGUAAACGAGUCAAUGCCAUCACCAGCAGUGUGGUCUCUAGACCUGUGAUGACGACAGGACCAAUGAAGUAACUCUGUUGAAAAUUAGGCAAUUUAGAAAUAUGACCAGUCUGGACAUACAGGUUUAAGACACGAUUUAAAUUUUUUGUAAGGCAGAUUGGGCCUCUAGGAAUUUCAGUUAGUAAAUCACCACAGCUACUACACCAGUCUGCAUCUGGAGCUAUAUUUACAAUUUUGAGAUUUUUGUGUGUGUCUGAAUUUGAUGGUCAAAUCGACAUUACACAUUUUUUUCCAACAAUAAAGGUGAAAAAUGUAACGUUAACAGUUGUUACACACCGCUCCUUGGGCGCUGACUGGAAUAGCAACUGUUGGCACUAGCGUGGUUCAGGAAGUCAAGCCGAAAACCUGGUGUCUCUCAAUUAAUUAAGAGAACGAUCACGUUAGCAUCACUUGCUGUUUUUCAGUAGCAUUUCUCCUACCUCCUUGUUUUGCAGCCUUGAGUAUUGUUUGUCUCUCCACCUGUUCUGACUAUUAAAAAAAAGUCUAUUCACAGUAUGGGAUUACAGAUUUAUCAUAAGCAAUGGUCGUUAAACAUAAAACGUGUGCUUGGUUGUGCUGUAUGUGUAUAUGUCUAUUUGACGUUGAAAAAAAUAUUUAUGAGAAGCAUUUAUAUGACAAAAUACCACUGGAAUGUGAAGCCAGACAAUGUUAUGAAGCAGAUUAUGAUGAUAGUCUAUCCCCUUUAACAUUCAGUGGCAACUAGUCAAGAGGAUUCAUCUUUUUGAAAAAUAAAUAACCAUUGCAUUGGCUUCUUUUUUUUUCUGACACCAUCUAUUUCUUUGGUUUCCUCUUGUGCGUAUACUUCCCUGUCUAGCCCUAUAGUACACACUAUUUCAACGUUUACAGCUUCAUUCUGGGUCGUCAUUGAUUGCCCUGCAGUUGUAAUGAUACUACACAGGUUGUCAAAAGGAAGAUAGUAUGGUGGAUUUGUAAUUCUGUAUGAGGGCGAGUUUGAGCCCCUCGAGCCGUAUGCCUUCGAAUCCAUCUGUCCACUCAGAACCAAAUUCUUCUCUGUAGGCGUCUGUCUCCACACUGCCCUGAAAUUUUACAUUCAGUUUGACUUCAAUGGGUACAGGACAAGGUGAAAGGUUUGAGGUUUUCUGACCAGGUACCCCCACCCACCCAUACCUAAUCCAGGACAGGAUCAGCCCCGCUCCCCCUUCAUCCCCAACCACUGUCUCACCUAAACCUCAAGCCAUUCAUUUUUCUGUUUUGUUUCUUCAAUUCAAUGCAAUCCUGAAAGCACUUUGCCUUGUUAUUCCUUUGUGUGAACAUGUGAAUGAUAAUUUGUUACAAAAAUGUUAAAUAUGUAAAAGAUCAUUCACUGUUUUGGAAAAACCUGCAUCUGUCUUUCUGACGUUAAAAGAAAAAAAAAAAACAAUUUAGUGACAUUAAACCUGAAUCUAUUUUAUAAAAUGUUUGCUGCAGCCAAUUGGUCUUGUCAUUCAGUAUUGUGGCUUAGGGUUGUUUGUGUUCAAUAAAGUGCUAUUGCUACAUA